CCCUGCACUCCAGAAGCUGCACUCUACUCUGCGUCCUCAGGCUGCCAUCCAGAUGUCGCUGUGCAUGACCUCACAUUUCUGCCUGCUGGUCCUACCAGUGAUGUCACUGCUGCUGCUCUUCUCUCCUAUCGGUUGGAGCCAUGACGGCGUCACCCCAGGGUGUCACCUGCAUCCCUUCAACGUGACCAUCCGCAGUGACCGUCGUGGCACAUGUAAGGGCACCCACCUGGUCUACGCCUGCGUGGGCUACUGCGAGUCCAGCGCCUUUCCAUCCAGAUACUCUGUGCUGGUGGCCUCAAACUUCACUCACAACAUCACAUCUGCUUCCAGAUGCUGCACCAUCAGCAAGGAGGCUAAGGUCAAAGUUCCCCUGGACUGCCCUCAAGGUCGUCACCAUGACGAAAUUGAGAUCCUGACGGCGAAGGCUUGUCGCUGCGACAUGUGCCGCAAGUCCCGCUACUGA
Epinephelus lanceolatus (giant grouper) is the source of this 463-nucleotide messenger RNA. RefSeq names its product glycoprotein hormone subunit alpha 2 (gene gpha2). Lineage: Eukaryota; Metazoa; Chordata; Actinopteri; Perciformes; Serranidae. Gene Ontology annotation, biological process: cell surface receptor signaling pathway. Gene Ontology annotation, cellular component: extracellular region. Gene Ontology annotation, molecular function: hormone activity; hormone receptor binding. The record is from RefSeq and is a predicted model, not a curated record.